Molecule: messenger RNA, 2284 nt
Organism: Capra hircus (goat)
Lineage: Eukaryota; Metazoa; Chordata; Mammalia; Artiodactyla; Bovidae
Product: T-cell receptor beta chain V region C5
Exons: 2
Coding region: 62-535 (157 amino acids)
Biological process (GO): cell surface receptor signaling pathway
Cellular component (GO): plasma membrane
Source: RefSeq, a predicted model, not a curated record
CACCCCUGGGCCCAGAGAAGGAGUGUCAACCGCACUUGCGAACUGAAGGUUGCCUGCAGUUAUGCCCUGCUGUCUGCUGGCCCUUCUUCUGGGCACUUUCUUAGGAGUCAGAGCUCAGACCAUCCAUCAAUGGCCAUCCACCAGGGUGCAGCCUGCAGGCAGCCCGCUCUCUCUGGAGUGCACCGUGAAGGGGACAUCAAGCCCCAACCUGUACUGGUACCGGCAGGAGGCAGGGGGGAGCCUCCAGCUGCUCUUCUCCUCUGUUGGUGUUGACCAGAUAGAACCUAGGGAGUUCCAGAACUUCGAAGCUUCCAGGCCCCAGGACGGCCAGUUCAUCCUGAGUUCUAAGAAGCUGCAGCUCAAUAACUCUGGCUUCUACCUCUGCGCCUGGAGUCUCACACUGCGCUGGGUGGGGCAGACAUCCGUGCAGAAACCCCAUCCUCUCCCACGCCCUCCUCACCCCCUGCAGCAGCUCUCACUCAGGGACUGGGUGGAGGAUGUCUGUCGCUGGGUUUCUGACUGUCAGCCAGCGUGAGGGCAACAGACUCAAGCCAGAGUCUCCAAAAGAACUUAACUACGUUCUUGUUUUUUGCUUAGUCACCCAGUUGUGCCUGACUCUUUUGCGACCCCAUGGACUGCAGCCUGCCAGGCUCCUCUGUCCAUGGGAUUUCUCAGGCAAGAAUACUGGAGUGGGUUGCCAUUCCCUUCUCCAGGAGAUCUUCCCAAGCCAGGGAUUGAACCCGCAUCUCCUGCAGUGGCAGGUGGAUUCUUCACCACUGAGCCACCAGGGAAGCCCCACCGUGUUCGUAGGGAGAAGGGAAAAGAUUUAUGUACAGAGAACGGGUGACAUUCAGGCACACGGUCAAGUUCCUGACGUGCGGAUGUCUCGUCUAGGCUAUCAUGCUUCAGCCCUGAAAGUGUGCUGUUCCUUGCCCAUCACCCUCUUCUCCCACAUUCCUGUGGGUCUACGCUGGGGGCUGAGGUUGUGCCUAUGCUGACGAGAGACGAGAGGAAUAGCAUGCACCCACACUGGGAUGUGAUGUGACGGGGGACCAGUGAGCAACUCUGCGGAUGCCAACUCAGGUUACCUAAUUAGUUACUUUUCAUCACCUGGAAAAGUCUCCUGUCCUUGCUCUUUGUGUGAAGAAUAGACAUCUUGUGGAGGCUUUGGGCCAGGGAAGGAGCAAGAUGAUAUUGUAGGGGCUACAAGAGUGAUUUUUGUCAGUAUCAGAAAUGUGUACUUAGGAACACUGAUUAUUGUUUUGAGUUUUAGAUUUUUUAAAAAUUCCCAUUCUAUCGUGUCUCCUGCCUCUCCUUAUAGCAAUGGAGGGAGCAGAGAAGCAGAUGGUGAUCAAAGAGAUGCAAGAGACCGGAUAAAGGGAGCCUGUGUGUGUAAAGGCAAAACCCUGAAAGAGAGAAAUUACUUGGAUGGAAAUAAAGGAGAAGAAAGGCUCAUGGGGAUGGCUGGAAAGAGAUACCAUAGUUACCUUGGCAACUGAGCCUCCUUCCUCAUCCCACAGCCCCGCAUCCCUCCCUCCUCCUCCUCGUUCCUAAAAAGAUUUUCUUUUCUAAUGUCCCUUCUGUUCCACGAGGGGGCACAAGAAGUCUUAAAAUACUCUGUUCCUGGCAUCAUUUCAUUUAGGACAAUUCAGACAUGUGUUUGUUUUCAAUACCAUUCACUCUGCAGAAUAAAAUCAGGCAGAGACACAAAGCAAUCAAGUCAGUAUUGAAUAACGCCCAGGGGUCCUGUUGCAUCUUAAGAUCUACCAUGUAUUAAGUGGAUAUACGUGCUUGACACUCAGAGCCAACACAGGGAUUAAAAAGAGCAAUGAAAUACACUCAAGAUCGUGCUGGGUAUGGUCACAGCAUGGCAUAGUUAAGACUCUUGGAAUUUGAGCUUAGCAGAUACAUACUACUACAUAUAAAAUAGAUAAAUGCCAAGGUCCUACCGUACAGCACAGAGAACUAUAUUCAAUAUUCUAUAAUAAACCAUGAUGGAAAAGAAUAUGGAAAAGGAUGAAUAUAUGUUUACGUAUAACUGAGUAUCCUUGCUGUAACCAGAAGCUAACACAACAUUGUACAUCAACUAUACUUCAAGAAAAAGAAUAAAAAAUAGAAGUUGCAGGAAAAAAAUCAAGGCACUUGGGUUGUUUUUUUUUUUCACCCCAUGCGUGAAAAUUUAAAUUUUCUAAGUCAAUCAGCAAUGUUUACAGCCAUAAAAAUAAAGAUGUAUUUACAACUCAAGUUUGGUUCAUACUUAGCAAUAAACAGCAUCUUAAGCCAA